CGCAGUCGUCGACACACCCUCAUUUGAAGUGCACCAGCCUUUUUCUCAUGUGUUUGUUUCUGUCUGUAGUAUUGAUUUGUUAACUUCGCUAGACCCACUUUUGUGUGUCCCUUUUGCUCCACCUCAAUUUCCUCGGAAAAUCGACGUCCUUCGCCGCAAGGAAAUGGAACGUGAUUAGUCGCAAAUUCAAACGUCCGAAUCGAAAAAAGGCAGGACGAUGUCUUCUGCCAGCGGCGACAAGACGGUCAACAAAGUGGCCCUUUGCUCUGCGAUAUUUGCAGGGUUCGCCUAUGUUGGUUAUUCAGUUGUGCGAACUGCCUUCUGUCGAAAACUGGGCAAGAGAAGAGACUCUGAAGCGUAUCACGGGCACGAUGACCCUCUUGGCCCUCGAAUGUACUUCCGCCGACUGUCCCAAACUACGCAGACGGACUGUCUGCUGGGCAAUCUGGACAUGGGCAAUUCUGGAAGGGUUAUCCUUCGACCAAUGUCAGUCCAGGAUCGCAUCCGGGAUUUGAACAUGCGAGCAAGACAAUUCACGGACACCAUGCUGGCCAUCCAGGGUGGUGCAGGAGCUGCUGCAUUGUCUCCCAGACAUGGACCAAGCCCUUUGCCAGGUCCUCGAAGCCUCCAGGCUUCUCCGUGGAGCUCACCAAGGAUAUUGAGCCCUGUCGAUGUUCGCCACUUUCUGGCAAGUCGCUCUACUGAAAAUUUGACCUCUUGUCCUUUGGACAUAGGUUCUCCAACUAGAAGGAGGUGGACCAGGCGGUCUCUGAGACGUUCUGGAAAUCUUGGGAUCAAAAGUCCAGAUGGUGCCAGAGAGCACGAGGAAAAGACUCGACAGGAAGCAGAGCAGCUUUUGCAGGAUGAGGAGGCAGAGCUUCGACUGCGACUUGAUUCACUCAGCAAUAGAAAUAGGGUACUUUCUCCCCACGAAGCUAAGAGCCUCACUGCCCUUCUGCACAGUACUGAUGACGUCCUACUUGAACGGACGUUGACCAUUAUUGGUGAUAGUGGAACCUUUCAGCAAAAUCAGGACACAUUGAGAGAAGCUGGAUGUUUGUUCAGACUGCAAAACCUGCUUACGUAUCCAAAGCUACCCGUGCAACUGGCUGCUGUGAGAGCUUUAGGCAACUUGGCCUUGAAUGCAGAAAAUCAAAAAGAGUUGAAGAAUGCUGUGCCCAUUUUGCUUUCCUAUGUGAUUCGCCAACACCCGUCAGAGAAGCUUGUGCUGAGCACUCUUCUCACACUGACCAACAUUGCUGUGCUCAACAACUGGCACGAAGAAUUUUUGCCGGCCCUGCACGCAUUCUACGGACUGGUGGACACGGGAAGUCCGCAGAUCAAGUUGCAGACGCUCAAACUGUUGGUCAAUCUUUCAUGCAACGAGGACAUAAUUCCCAGCCUACUUGCCGCACAAGCUCCAAAGAGGUUAAUUUAUUUACUUGACCCAACCACAAACGAAGACAUUCUUUUGCGAGUUGUCACUUUGCUGGCAAAUCUCACAACUGCUGUUAAAGAACAUGAAAUUGACCCCACCAUCGAUUUACCAGCCGAGGACAAAGCAGCAUCUCCCGACACCAUCAGGUAUGCCGCCAUCUACGGUGUCAACAUGGACGAGAAAAUGCGCACCAAGGCGUUUGUUCUCAUGAACCAGCAUCCUAACGAAGAUGUGCGAUUUAUGGCCAAGAAAAUGUAUGAGGCCAUUCAGCAGCCAGGCUCCUGAGAUAGAAAACGCCCACCAUGGGACAGCUCUGCAUGCGCGGGACAGAAACCUACCAUAGUUGUCACUCCGAGCGAGGAGUGAAAAUCGAAGUUACAAAAAGCAUUAUUAGCUGGUGUAUAAAAAUUAUUUUUCAUUCCAGGUGGGAAGUUGUUGAUGAUUUUGAAUUUUAAUGUUGAACCGAUCAAUAAGCAAUCUAUUUUUGUGCCACUUUUAAAAAGAGGAUGAAUUUGGUUUUAGAAUUUCAAUUCUGUACAUGUUUAAAAGUUACUCAUCCCUGAGCUGCAGCUCAAUAAUUACGCUGAAGUUACCGCCAUAUUUAUGCAAGCACAAUAUCUUAACUUUUACAUUUAUCUCGGUAUGUACUGUGCUGAGGAAAAGCUUAUAAAAGGUGUUGCAUUUCUCUCGGGUUGCUAUUAUUUUUCAUUUUGUUACCUAGUCACAGGUUUCAAGACUCGUGAUGCUCAGCCAGUUGGUUUUAAACUGCUUUGAGUUGUGACAAGCUUCAAUGUGUUCUCUGAAUUUGCUUGUGAUUUUAAAAAACUGUUUACAGAAUAAGAUUAAUGCUCUUUUGAUGUUCCUUGCAAAUGCAAAAUACAAGUAAUCUAUAA
Messenger RNA from Neocloeon triangulifer, 2331 nucleotides. RefSeq lists its product as uncharacterized. NCBI's taxonomy places the organism in Eukaryota, Metazoa, Arthropoda, Insecta, Ephemeroptera, Baetidae. The transcript is spliced from 8 exons. The record is from RefSeq and is a predicted model, not a curated record. Gene Ontology annotation, molecular function: protein binding. Bases 218 to 1723 code for a protein of 501 amino acids. Gene Ontology annotation, cellular component: mitochondrion.